UUACAAUAGGGUGGGGCAACUGGAGCGCUGUUCGCUUCCUCCUCCUCCUCCUCCUUUCUUCCCAAAUUGCUCUGUUUUUUCUGAAACCCUAAACCCUGAACCUCCAAUCAAUCUUCCUCUUCCUAAAUGCCCCCCAAGUCGAUAUCCCUCCUCUUUGCUUUCAGUCUAGCAGUUAUUGCAAGCGAGGUCCAAUUGAAUUCUCUGAUGGGCGCAGCGAACGAGAACUGAGAAGGGACGGAGGCGAGCGUAAAUGACGAUGUUUGAAAGAGUUGUGAGUCAGGUGAUUUUGGGCUAUCUGGGUCGGUACUUCAAAGAUAUUCAGAAACACCAGCUGAAGAUCACCCUUUGGAAAGGGGAAGUGUUCUUGGAAAAUGUGGAGCUAAGUCUUGAAGCAUUUGAUUAUCUUCAGUUGCCUUUUGCUUUAAAAGAAGGCCGGGUGGGAAAGUUAAGCAUCAAAAUUCCUUGGAAGAAGCUUGGUUGGGACCCCAUUGAAAUUAUUUUAGAAGAUGUCUUUCUUUGUGCAUCCCAACGGGAUGAUCAAGAGUGGAGUUCGGAUGAAGUUGAAAGACGAGAGCUUGCUUGGAAAAAGGCCAAACUUGCUGCAGCAGAGUUGGGAAAACUAUCAAAACGUGUUUCCGAAAAUCAGGCUGGGCUUAUAUCGUAUAUUUCUGCUAAGGUUCUUGACAGCAUCCAAGUGUCAAUCAGAGAUUUUCAUAUCUUGUACCAUCACAAGCUCAGUGACUCGGCAUAUACUGUAUUUGGGUUGAAGUUAUCCAGCUUGAGGACAAUGAAGCAAACUCCUUUAGGGCCAUCAAGUGGAAGAGGGGGCCAAGUUAAUAAAGUUGUGGAGAUUACGGGUUUGGAAUUUUACUGUGGCACAUUUUGUGGAGCGGUCGAAUUGAUGACUAUGAACAAUGGUGGGGACUCCAAACUGUGGCACAAUACAAGACCUGAUGGGGAGAAAUAUGACUCAAUAUUGUCUCCUUGUGAUGUUUCCAUGUCACUUUCGGUCAACAGAUCAGGAGAGCUUGAUAACAAUACUCCACAGUACUCUAUCACCGCUGAGAUAACUGACUUGGUGAUGUCUUUAAAUGAGGUUCAGUUGCAACAAAUCUUAAUUCUUUGGGAUUUUUUAGGCACGUGUGAAUUAAGAAAUAAGUAUGGGCGUUAUUGUCCCUGGUAUAGUCCGUUAUCAACAAAAAUGAAGGGUUGGCAAUUGCAGUGGUGGCAUUAUGCGCAAGAAUCUGUUCUAUCAGAUGUUCAUAAGAGAUUAAAGAAAAGCUCAUGGAGAUAUUUUGGACAGAGACUAAGUUCUUGUCGGAAAUACGUUAACCUAUAUAAGGCUAAGCUGAAUUUUCUUCGCCAUGAUCAGCCAAUUGACGAGAGUACUCAAUGGGAAUUGGAGCAAAUGGAGAAAGAAUUGGACAUUGAUGAUAUUUUAAGUUACAGGUCUACUGCUGAAUGUGAGCUGCAGGAAAUUUUGUCGAACUCUUUAACUUCAAACACAAAUAAUGAUGAGCAUUCAACUGGCAAAUCCCGGGGAUGGUUGAACUGGCUAUCCCGUGGCAUGCUUGGUGCUGGUGGAACAGAUGAUUUGGGUCAAUUUUCUGGUGUUGUUUCUGAUGAAGUUAUUCAGGAUAUAUGUGAGGCCACAGAGUUCAAUCCUCCAGUUUUAUACAAUGGGGAUGUUCGGGCAAAUGAUAAAAUCAGUAUAUGUGCACUCCAGUUCAGCAUUCAUCGGAUUUCUGCAACACUAAGGAACAUGAAAUAUGGUCAAGAAAUUUCUGAGACAAUGUUGAAUGGGGUGAUUAUUGAGUGCAAGUUUUGGGAAGAAUCUGCAACCAUUUUUUCCGUUGUCCAAUCAGGCCAGAUGGUUUAUCCUUGUAGCAAGAAAGUCAUUCUGCAGAUGAGACAGCCUACUAUUGAGACGGAAGUAUUAGACAAUGAGCAUCCAUCCUGUAGAUUGCAAGUGGAUGUAUCACCAAACCUUGAGGUUGAAUUGUGUAUUAAGGGAAUGCUUCAGCCAUUGGAAGUUAAUUUUGAUGCAGAAUUUUUCCUAAACUUGAUGGACUUUUUUGGAGUUUUAAAUUCCUUUGAAGGUCAGCAUGGAAGGGUUCUCUUGUCACUAAAUGGGAUAGAAAAUGUAAAUGGUCGAUUGUUAUCAAAAGCUGAAUACAUUUUAUCCCAUCUUAGGAAAGUUGUGUGGGAUUUUAGUAUCAUCAAUAUUAUCAUAAAUGUUCCUUGGAGAGAUGCAAUACCAGAGCAGCAUAACUUGGUAAUUGAAGCAGGCUCCCUUAUUUUUAUGACUAGAUGUGAUAUUGGAUCUCAUCCAUCAGAUGAUGGACAAUCAUAUACUUUCAAGAACUUCUUAACUUCGGUUUUCAAGUCUUAUAUUCCUUUGAGCUUUCAACUUAAAGAUCUAUACGAUCACUUCGAGGUCAAGUUAAAUGAUUUUGAGAUGAAGAUGAUUAUGCCUUCUCAUUCUUCUCCAGUCUCUAUUUUGGAGAAACUUAGCACUUCUAUCUCUUUGGAACGUUGCUUGAUCCAAGAUGAAUCAGUACUGAAACAGUUGGAGGUGUACAUCAAUACAUCAUCACUGAAUGCACACUUUUCUCCAUCUAUAUAUGCUGAAAUUCUGGAAUUGAUUGCAUACUUAGGUGCUCUGCAGCCAGCUCUAUCUUUAGAAACUAUUGAUCCACUUAAAGUCAUAUCCAAUGGAUCAAGGACGGCUGUUUUUGGGUUCUCUACCAAUGUCAAACUGGAGACAGUCAGCUUUCAAGUAGAACUUGAAAAUGAGAAAGAAAAUAGUUCAUCCAUCAUGCUUGCUUGCCAACAAUUAGAUAUCAGAUAUGCUCUUACAGAGCUUGAGGAGUGCUGGAUCUCUAUGAAAGCAUUAAGUACCACUUUGCCUUUGAAUGGUGAAAGUGAGAGCCAUAUUCUGUAUUCAUCUGGAAAUCAGUCUUCUACAAAUGCUUUACAUCAACGUAAUACUGGGUUUAGCAACAGCAGUGAUGAUUUUGCCACAAACAUUGAAAAUACUGAACCCUGCUUUAUUUUACAGUAUGAGUCUCUUAGGAAUGAGUCAGUUCGCCAAAAAUGUAGAAUAUGCUUGAAUAACACUGAUAUCCACUGCUACCCGUAUGUAAUCAGACUGUUGAUUGAAUUUUUUGAUAAGCUAGCUGCAUAUGGUGCAUCUAAUUAUGGUAUGAACUCCUUUAGCUCAUCUGUGGAUGCUGGGAAUCCAAACAAGGUUGGUGGUUUUGGGUUUGAAAGGUUUGGUUUCUCAAACUUCUUGGAAAGUGGUUCCUGUGAGCAUGCAAGCAUACCUGUAGAUCAUUUUCCUUUUGUUACACUAUGCAAUUCUGGUUCCCUUGGUAGCCUUGAAAGUUCUUUACUUUAUGCCAGUCAUGACUGGAGAAAAUAUUUCACUUUGAAGGACAGCAGAAUCAUCAGUCCACAAUCCAACACAAAGAAGGUAUCUAAAUAUUUUCAUGCCACACCAUUAGAAUCCACAUUUAUUGCUGCAGCAUCUGAUGUGGAUGGGAGUUCUGCUGACAGUGGUACUGUAUUUGUUAUUGAUUUAGAUCUGUGUGGAAUCAGAGUGCAUUUUCAUGAUUCCUCAUGCAUUAUUGGAACAAUUUCCCUGCCUACAUCUCACUCAUCUGUAAUCAUUUCUGAAGACAACUUUGACAUCUUAAGUUCUGCAGAGGGAUUAGUUCUCACGUCAUCUUGGUGGCCACAGAACUUACGUGAGUUUCUAUGGGGGCCCUCACUCCCGAGUUUAUCUCCUAUUUUAAACCUACGAGUGAGGAAAGGAAGCUGUGGGCCAUUGCGUUCUCGCAUUGAAGUAUGCUUCAGCAUUCAGCAUGUAUAUUGUGUUUUACCUCCCGAGUAUCUGGCAAUAAUAAUUGGUUACUUUUUGUUGCCUGAUUGGAGUUCAGAUUCAACUGAGCAGCAUGUCACCGUAUCGCAUGAGUACACUGGAACUGAAAAUGAGUGUUCACUUGCAUAUAAAAUUGAGAUACUAGACUGUACUUUGAUAGUGCCCAUCAACAGCAAUGAGGGUCAGUUUCUAAAGGCAGAACUUCAGCAGUUGUAUUGUAGCUUUAUUCAUCGCAGCAGUUUAACUAAUGUAUUGAAGGAUAUUCCUCCUGAAUGUUGGGUUCCCGGGCAUAAACUUUCAGAAAGAAAUCACUGUUUGAAUUUGUUUGGACGAGACUUGCUCCUAUCAUUCCUCUCUUUCAAGGACGAUGAAUGCGGUGUCUCAAAGUUUGAUCAAGAUGCUGAUUGUGUAGACAUUCCAUUAGUUGUACCCUUAUGUGCUGACGUUUGGGUCAAGAUACCUUGUGAAAAUGAAUUAUCAAGUUCCUCAACCAUCUGUAUCAUGACGAGGAUUGGGUACUGUCAACUUAUGGUUGAGGGUGCUCACUUUUUUUGUGGAUUUGAGGGACUAAUUGAUGUCAUAAAUGAAUUUUCCCAAGUUUCUGAUUUAUCGAAAUGUUUCAAAUCUGAUGUUCCACAGUUUCUUCAGUUAAAGAGGUGCCUAGAACAGAAUAAUGCAGUUACACCUGUUGUUUCAAGCAUUACAUUUUCAGAAGUUAAAUGCUAUUGCAAAUCAUUGUCGAUACAGUUAAAUGGCUGCAGAAGAGACUUGAAAGAACCUAUAGCUAAGGCUGAAAUGCAAUUUAUGUGUUCUGCAUCAUUGAGAGAUGACAUUCUCUUAAGUGUUGUGCUUAGCUUUUCCUCAUUGGCAUUAUAUUCUUUACCUGGUUCUGUUGUAUUAGCAAGAUUCAAAUCCACUUCAACCUCAUCAGUUCUUGACUUUUCUCUUUCAAAAUCAAAUGAAGGUGGGAAUGAGCUGCUGGUUUCUUUGCCUUCUGUUGAUGUGUGGUUAUAUUUGUCUUACUGGACUGAUGUAAUUGACUGUUUGAAAUCUUAUCCGGGACAUUCAUCCCCAACUACACCUGACAACUUAAAGCAGGAGGCCGAUGUUCUGAUUGUUAGGUCAGAAAAUAUUUGCAUAACAUUUCACUUUCCUGUCUGGAUUGGUGAUGAAGGUUGGGGGGAAUAUCAGGUAGAUGAAGAUCGUGUCGAGGGUAAUCAAAAUGAUUUAUCUGACUUGGUCAAAGGAAAAAACUUUAGAUGCCUUGCGGUUACUUUAUGCAGUAAAAGUAGUGAACUUUUUGUUGAUGCAAGAAGUGUGAAAGUCAAGUCCGACAUGGAAAAACUGAAUGGUACGGUAUUGCUAAGCGAGGACAAAAGUGUUCUAUCAUGGCCUCUUUUCCAGAUAUGUCAGGGUACUUUUGAAGCUGAGAUUAACCAGAAUGAGCUUGUGCAUGUUGAAGUAGAUGCUCGAUGUGAUCAUUUAGAUGUAUGGAUUUCACACAGCAUUCUCCACUUUUGGCAUGGCGUACCAUUCACUGUUUCUGAAGGAGGGCCUUCUCAGUUUUCUUAUGGCGGAAUUGCUUUUAAAGUCCAAUUUAGAAAGGUUUCUUUUCUUCUAAGUGAUGGAAGGUGGAGUUGUAGUGGGCCGCUGUUUCAAAUUCUUAUGGGUAACAUCCUCUUUUGUGGUAAUGUGACUCAAAAAAACCUCAAAGGUUCAGUCAGUGGUGACCUUCAAGUGAACUACAAUAACAUUCACAAGGUCUUCUGGGAGCCUUUUGUCGAGCCUUGGAAGUUUGAGGUCGAUGUGAUUAGAAAGCAAGGGAUGAGUCUCAACAGCUCCAUGUUGACAGAUGUCAAUCUCAAAUCGCCUGCGCACCUUAAUCUGAACUUCACUGAAUCCCUAAUAGAGUGUGUUUUCAGGGCAUUUGAGAUGAUUAAGGAUGCUUGGGUUCUGAUGGGUACAAAUGAUCUUCCCGAAAGCCAAAUUUUUUUAAAUUCUCCUUAUUCCGAAUAUACAUAUGCAGGAAAAUACGCUCCUUAUGUACUUCAAAAUUUGACAUCUCUGCCUUUAGUAUAUGACGUUUAUCGAGGCCCAGUUAAUCUUGGUGUGUUUGAUGUCCCAAAGAUGAAGAACAGAAAGUAUGUGCAACCGGGUUCCUCUAUUCCAAUCUAUAUCAAUGAUACUCCUGAGGAACAACUUAUUAAUGUUAAGACAGCACACUUUUCUGAGAGGCUUUUUGAGCAGAAGGCAAAUGGGGUUGCUCAUCAGUACAUUACCAUUCAAUUUGAUGGAUCAUCAAUAUUGUCUGAUCCUAUCUCAAUGGAUCUUGUAGGACUUACCUACUUUGAGGCUGACUUUUCAACGGCUUACAAUGACAAUAUGGAAAAUAAUAGAACAAAUACAGUUGGUGGUUUUGUUGUUCCAGUUGUAUUCGAUGUUUCAGUGCAGCGUUACAGCAAAUUAAUACGAUUGUACUCAACGGUGAUACUUUCAAAUGCAACUUCAACGCCACUCGAGCUGCGAUUUGAUAUUCCAUUUGGUGUUGCCCCUAUGAUAUUAGAUCCACUAUACCCUGGUCAAGAGUUGCCACUGCCUCUCCAUUUGGCUGAGGCUGGUAGGAUUAGAUGGCGUCCAGUUGGAGAUUCUUAUCUCUGGAGCGAAGUUUAUAACCUUUCAAACCUGCUUUCUCAGGAGACUAAAGUUGGAUUUCUUAAGUCCUUUGUCUGCUAUCCAGCUCAUCCAAAUAGUGAUCCCUUUCGUUGUUGCAUUUCCAUUCGAAAUAUCAGGUUACCCUCAUCUGUUAGGUCAAGGAAGACUUCACAUCUCAAGAGUAGUCUAAACCAAACAGUUUGUAGUCAUGAUGAAAGAUUGAAAAAGUUAGAUGAGUCAAAGAAGCAGUUCGUUCACCAAGUGACUCUCAGUAUCCCUUUAGUAGUUAAUAACUACCUUCCAAAGGAAGUGACAUUGACGAUAGAAAGUGGUGGGAUUACUCGGACUGCAUUUCUUUCAGAGGUGGAAACUUCCUUUCAUAAUGUUGAUCCUUCACAUCACCUGAAACUUGAGAUCCAUAUGCAAGGGUUCAAACCAGCUGUUUUGAAUUUUCCACGUACUGAAACAUUUUGUAAAAUGGCUAAGUUUGGUGGAGCCAAGUUUUCACUUUCUGAAAUUGUGGCCUUUUAUACAGACUCAUCAAAUGGUCCUACAUAUGUUACCGUGGAAAAGGUGUUGGAUGCAUUUUCUGGUGCCAGGGAACUCUUCAUUUUUGUUCCCUUUCUGUUGUAUAAUUGCACUGGUUUCCCUCUUGUCAUUCAACAUGCUUCCAGUGAAAUGAGAGUAAGUUGUACAGUUCCUUCUUGUUAUCAUAUGGCUGAACAAGAGCUUCUUCAGGACAAAAAAGAUGGUCUCAGUACGGUUUCUUCUAGCCAUCAUCUGCGUGCUACGGGUUCAUAUGGUCUAGGAAAUUCUUCCUCAAGAGGUCAUGUUGUCUCAGUUAGAGAGAAUGUGAAUCCACACAAAGAAAUAUUUCUUAGCAAACCUUUGAAUCCAUCGAACUCUGAACAAAAUCUUCAUGAGUUUUCGAGCAAAAGGGAUUUAGACCGUAGCAAAAGUGAUUUAGAUGGUCAAAAUUCUCUUUCUAAUAGAUCACAUAACAGAUCGAGUUCAAGCAGUCAGUUGACCGUAAAAGAUUCGAACUUUAAUGGUUUUGAGCGUGGAAGGGCUAGGGCAUGCAUGUUCUCACCUAACCCCAAUUCCUCUGCUGGUGAAGUUAUGGUUAGAGCAAGUAGGUGUCUGCCUGAAUAUGUAAUUGAAAAGAUGCCAAAUUCUCUAUGGUCAAGUCCAUUUUCCCUUGUUCCACCUAGUGAUUCAACCACCGUCCUUGUUCCACAUCCAUCAUCAAGUGCAGCAAUCAUGUUGUCUGUAACAUCUAGUGCAGUUGCUGCACCAUUUGCUGGAAGGACAAGUGCCAUCACUUUCCAGCCCAGGUACAUCAUCAGCAAUGCAUGCAGCAAGGACUUAUGUUAUAAGCAAAAAGGGACUGAUAUCGUUUUUCAUUUAGGCAUAGGAGAACAUUCUCAUCUUCACUGGAUGGAUACAGCCAGGGAGUUACUGGUUUCCAUCCGUUACGAUGAACCUGGAUGGCAAUGGUCAGGUAGCUUCUUGCCUGAUCAUCUUGGCGAUACUCAAGUGAAAUUGCGGAAUUAUCUUUCUGGUUCAUUAAAUAUGAUACGGGUUGAAGUGCAGAAUGCUGAUGUCUCUCCAGGAGAUGAAAAAAUUAUUGGAAACUUCCAUGGAAAUUCUGGGACAAAUUUGAUUCUCAUAUCAGAUGAUGAGACUGGAUACAUGCCCUACAGAAUUGAUAAUUUUUCAAACGAGAGGCUAAGGAUUUACCAGCAGAGGUGUGAAACGUUUGAAACAAUUGUUCACUCUUACACAUCUUGCCCUUAUGCCUGGGACGAACCAUGCUAUCCACGCCGUCUCACCGUGGAGGUACCCGGAAAGCGUGUUUUGGGGUCAUACGCUCUUGAUGAUGUGAAAGAGUACAGUCCGGUGCAAGUACCAUCAUCUUCUGAGAAACCUGAGAGGACAUUGCAUUUAUCCGUCCAUGCUGAGGGAGCAACUAAGGUCCUCCAUGUUAUUGAUUCAAGUUACCAUGUUGUGAGUGACAUGACGAAUCCAACUGUUCCUCACUUGAGAGAGAAGGGGAAACAUGAACAGAAACAGGACAAGUUUGUAGGUUUCAUGGAAAGAAUUUCAAUUGUUAUUCAACACAUUGGUAUCUCCAUGAUCAAUAUUUAUCCACAGGAAUUGAUUUUUGCUUGUGCAAAGAACAUUACAAUUGAUCUUGUACAGAGUUUGGAUCAACAAAAGCUUUCCUUGCAAAUCACAUCAUUGCAAAUUGAUAACCAGCUGCGUUCUACCCCAUAUCCUGUUAUCCUGUCCUUUGACCAUGAUUAUAAAAGCAAUCCAAUUGGCCAUGUGAUUAAGGAUGAUGUCAUGAAACCAAUAAGUGAAAGACUGCUUCAAAGGACUUCUCACAGCUCUUUCGAACCUGUUUUCUACCUUGCUGUAUCAAAAUGGAGGAAGAAAGAUGUCUCAUUGGUUUCGUUUGAAUAUAUCAGCUUAAGAGUUGCUGACUUCUGUCUUGAGCUGGAGCAAGAAUUGAUAUUAAGCCUGUUUGACUUCAUAAAAAAUGUUACUUCAAGGUUCCAGAGUAGAGUUUUUCCAUUGUCGGAUCCAUUCCUGCGCUCUCGUAUCAAUGACACAGGUUUAAUGGAUUCCUUUGCAACAGAGAAACAACUUCACUUAAUGACUGCUCCUGCUUCUACUGAAAACCACAAACCGAGACUCUCUCUACCUUCAAUUGUUCCAAUUGGAGCUCCAUGGCAGCAAAUUUACCUAUUAGCUAGAAGACAGAAAAAGAUCUUUGUCGAAGUGUUUGAUUUUGGCCCCAUCAACUUGACCCUAAGCUUUUCAAGUGCUCCGUGGAUGCUUAGAAAUGGGAUUCUUACUGCAGGAGAAUCUGUUAUCCAUAGAGGUCUUAUGGCUCUUGCUGAUGUUGAGGGUGCACGAAUUCAUCUCAAGCAGCUGACAAUUACACAUCAAAUUGCUAGUUCAGAGUCCCUUCAAGAGAUCCUUGUAAGGCAUUAUACUCGGCAACUUCUUCAUGAGAUGUAUAAGGUGUUUGGUUCUGCUGGUGUUAUAGGCAAUCCCAUGGGAUUUGCAAGGAGUAUGGGGCUUGGCAUUAAAGAUUUCUUGUCAGUGCCUGCUAGGAGCAUUUUUCUGAGCCCCACUGGACUAAUUACUGGCAUGGCACAAGGCACCACUAGUCUUUUAAGUAACACUGUCUACGCUAUAAGUGAUGCUGCCACACAAUUCAGCAAAGCUGCGCACAAGGGAAUCGUGGCAUUUACAUUUGACGACCAGGCUGUUUCAGAAGUGGAACAGCAGCAGAGUGGUAUUGCUACUCAUUCUAAAGGUGUGAUAAAUGGAAUAUUUGAGGGACUCACAGGUCUUCUUCAAUCACCAAUUAAAGGAGCUGAGAAACAUGGCCUUCCUGGUGUCCUUUCAGGCAUAGCUUUAGGUAUUACAGGACUAGUGGCAAAACCAGCUGCUAGUAUUCUUGAAGUUACUGGAAAAACUGCACAGAGUAUCAGAAAUCGGAGUAGGCUCUAUCAAAUGGGACAACAGCGCUUAAGAGUCCGUCUUCCAAGGCCUUUAAGCAGGGAACUCCCCUUAAGACCUUAUUCUUGGGAAGAUGCUGUUGGAACUUCAGUGCUUGUUGAGGCGGAUGAUAGUUUGAGGCUCAAGGAUGAGAUUUUAGUCAUGUGCAAGGAACUUAGACAAGCUGGUAAAUUUGUCAUCAUUACACAGAGGCUUGUAUUGAUUGUUAGCUGCUCAAAUCUGGUGGACUUAGGCAAGCCUGAAUUUCGAGGUGUUCCUGCUGACCUUAACUGGGUAAUUGAAUCUGAAAUCUGUUUGGAGAGUGUUAUACAUGCUGACUGUGAUGAAGGAGUAGUGCAUAUAGUCGGAAGCAGUUCAGAUGCCCCUUUGCGGCAAAACCAGCAAACUAAAAGCAGCAGUGGAACACGGGCAGUUCGUUGGAACAAUCCUACUGUUCCUCUCGUACAGACAAACCUGGAACUGGCUCGCAAAGACGAUGCGGAUAAUUUGUUGCAGAUUUUGUUGUCUGCAAUAGAAUUAGGAAAGGAGCACGGGUGGGGAUGUAGGUAUCUUCUGCAACGAAGUAACAUCAAAUAACUCAGUGGCGGAGCACACUAGUUUGAAGGAUUGAAUUUCGUACAACACUAGUAGACAGAAGACUUGUUACAGAGAUCACGAGAUGUGUGAAACAAUAGUUUUGAAGGGAUUGAGUUUCGAAUGGAGUGAGAAACGGGUCACUUGUUCGAUGCAUUUUGCUUUUGAACUCUCGCGACAGAAAAACAGCAUUGAGAAUGCCCGAAGCCCGAAGCCCGAAGCAAACCUUUCCCGUUGUGAUGUCUUGCACAAUGCAAAAGAUGGAAUUUCGAAUUUCGAUUCUUUUGGUAGAUACUAGAUAGAUAGGUAACUUCUACAGAAAAAGUUGUAGGGUAUAGAGAUAUAGGUUACUUCAUAUUUAGCACUUGUAUAUUUGCUGUUUGUGAACCAUUUAAUGUAUAUAAAUGUUAGUCAGCAGUUAUAACCAAAUGAGUUCAAACACACACUUAUUUGUCUUUCACCUGUUCAGGUAGUUAUGCCUAAGUUUUGUUCUUGUCUA
This is a messenger RNA of Malus domestica (apple), 11141 nucleotides long. Its product is annotated as intermembrane lipid transfer protein VPS13. Gene Ontology annotation, biological process: protein targeting to vacuole; protein retention in Golgi apparatus. Gene Ontology annotation, cellular component: extrinsic component of membrane. NCBI's taxonomy places the organism in Eukaryota, Viridiplantae, Streptophyta, Magnoliopsida, Rosales, Rosaceae. The record is from RefSeq and is a predicted model, not a curated record.